Bacillus rossius redtenbacheri is the source of this 2545-nucleotide messenger RNA. Its product is annotated as CLIP domain-containing serine protease B4-like. Gene Ontology annotation, biological process: proteolysis. The coding region runs from base 1225 to 2220 and encodes 331 amino acids. Lineage: Eukaryota; Metazoa; Arthropoda; Insecta; Phasmatodea; Bacillidae. The record is from RefSeq and is a predicted model, not a curated record. Gene Ontology annotation, molecular function: serine-type endopeptidase activity. The transcript has 7 exons.
UUUUUGCAAAUAGUAAUGAUUAAAUAUUAUUUAAGGCGUGAGCUAAUGGAAAUCACAAGGAUUGAGAUUAACAUUUCAUCCACUUUGAGGCCAUUAUUGACGAUUAAACAUUAAGAGAUGCUUAUAGAGCAUUAUUGGAUUGACUAGAUGGGGAAAAAGUAGUGACUAGGAAAAAUCUAAAGGACACCGAAGCAUCCGCCAUGUUUUCCUCUAGAAAAAACCCUAUGUUUAACCUUGCCUGGAAUCCGCCCACUUUGAUGGUAGGCAAGUGGUCUGUCUGACUACUCAACAACACCAAGCGAGGGUUGAACUCAGUCGAAUGAGUCACUAGUUAUGUGGGAAGGGGUAGUAACUUUAUUUUAUAUAUAGAUAUAUCAUAUUGCAGUGUUCUUAUCAAACUGAGUGAAGACAAAACAAAGCCUCUCCUUCCACACCCGCUACAAAUCAAUCGCUGUGUUGUACAGUGUUGUUGUUCGUCUAUGAUUACUGUAACAGUUGCAACUGUAUUUUUGUGCAUCCAUUGUGUCCGUCUGUGCUGUGAAAUGUUUGUGACAUUCCUUCCACGGCAACAUCUGUACUGUACCGUACUUGAAGUUGAAUUUAGACGUCAGGUAUCUUUUGCUUGUAUUUCUGUGUGUGUGUUAAUUUUUUAUUUGAGUACAUUAUUGAGGUUACUGUUUACGAUAUGUAUUACCGAUAGAACAGAGUCAUAGGUAACGUGAUUGUUUACCCUUAACCACGCGGCGGCUACUACCCGUCGCACUUGUGAGUCAGUGUCUGUGCUCUGCCUUUACCCCUGAUGCUGCCGCCACCCAAGUUGCUGGCGCCCGCCUGCGCACCGAAUUGCGCGGGUUGUUUCGACCGUUGGUCGCAGAACUUCGGCCAGGUGGAAGCCUCUACGGCGUGGAAGCUUCUAUCCCCAGGAAGACGCCCUCCAACUGGGUAUAUAAACCCCGGCUGCGAGCUGGAAGAAGGAGAGCACGACCCACUGCCUCAUCGCUGAGCUGCAGGUUGUUACUAGUGGCCGAGGCGUGAAGCUGUUGCCCCGUGCCACGCGGGUACCGCCUGCUGCAGAGGCGGUCCUUGCAGUCAGGCCUGUUGUUACUGUCGUCGCGAGGUGACAACUGUUAUCUUCGCAAGAGCAUUCACAUUCUUUCUAUAUUUGUGUUAGUCAUAUUUUUCAAUUUCUUUCAAGGUUUCCUUUAAGGAACAGCGAUUUUCACGAUGCCUAUUUUAACAGCAUUGACUUUUGGUGCAGUUCCUUUCUUUAAUGGCUGGGCAAUAACUAAUUUGUGGUAUGAUGAAGGAAAAAUGAAAGCGAAAACGUGUUCAGAUACUCCUACGAUCGGCGGGAGCAGGAACCACACGCGGCGUAGCGCAGAUGGCGACCUGCCCCCGCUGCCGUUCGAGCCGCACGACCACCCCAACUGGCAGCUGUUCGAGCACGAGCAGUGCGGCGCCGUAGCGACGGACAGGACCGCCUAUGGGGAUGAGGUGGCCUUGGGGGACUUCAGCUGGGUUGCCAGGAUAGGCUACAUAAGUGACGAGGAGAACAUUCCCAAGUUCGGAUGUGGAGCAGUUCUUGUGAGCAAGUACUAUCUUGUCACGGCAGCACAUUGCGUCAUCAACCUCCCCAACAAGCUGAAAAUAGGCGUGGUGCGGCUGGGCGAGAACGACUCCAGCACGGACCCCGACUGCCAGGGAGGCUUCUGCAGCGACCCGGUGAUGGACUACCGGGUCGCCGAGGUCGUGGCGCACCCCGCGUACGGCCGCUACAAGAACGACAUAGCGCUCAUCCGCACUGACCGCGAGGUCGAGUUCACAAAAUGGAUUAAACCGAUAUGCGUAAUCGCUGGACCGCUGAUGAACAAGAGCUUUAUCGGAGACCAUCCUGACGUAGCGGGAUGGGGAGUGUACGGCCUUGACAAACCGGAGCGGAGCGUGCGCAUGCAGAAGGCACGGCUGCAGGUGGUGGAGAGCGGGCAGUGCGAGCCCACGUACCGGCGGCUCGUCCGACUCGACGACACGCAGAUGUGCGCGGGCGGCACCGUCUGCGUGGGCGACUCCGGGGGACCGCUCAUGCUGCUCGACGGCAGCCGCUACUUCCUCGUGGGCGUGCAGUCACUGAGCUCCAGUCGCUGCGGCUCCUCCGGCAAGCCCGGCGUCUACACGCGCGCCUCGGCCUUCAUGCAGUGGAUCAUGGAGCACAUGCACCCGUGACACCUCCUCCAGCUCGCAGCAUGGCCAUGCCAUUUGUUGGGGUCCUCUCCUUCAUCGAAUGCAAACUUUCAAUAAUAAAGAAUAACACAUUCUUCACAAUCUCUAAAUUAUGUAUUCAAUAUAAUGUAUUUACAUUAUUAUAGUCACUUAUAAUUGUUUUUAUAAACCUUGCAAUUUUUAGCACUUGAAUGUUCGCAAACUAACCAUUCUUUCGAGAAGUAUUUGAUUAAAAUGCUUUCAAGAGGUGUGUUAAUGUUUAUUGAAAUGAAUUUACAUUUUUGUUUUCCACAAGUCUAAUAAAUUUUAAUUCUGAAAAUUUUUAAAA